AUGCUUAUAAGAUCGACUUUGAUCACUGCUCUAUACAAGAAAGGGUUAAAGCUUACCGGCUCUGCUCACGGCGUUGGGCAAAUCGUGAAUUACAUGGCCGUCGAUACACAACAACUUUCCGAUAUGAUGCUUCAAUUACAUGCGAUUUGGCUUAUGCCAUUGCAAGUAACUGCGGCUCUUGUGCUUCUCUAUGGUACCCUUGGACCUUCAGUAUGUUAUCGGUUUAGCUUGAUGAUGAAUGAGAUGCUUAAUUACAUGAGAGUGAUAAAAUUUCAAGCUUGGGAAGAUCAUUUCAGUGAGAGGAUUCUCAAGUUUAGAGAGAUGGACUUUGGUUGGUUAUCCAAGUUUGUUUACUCGAUUGCCGGAAACAUUAUCGUGCUUUGGAUUACUCAGGUGUUGAUCUCGGCGCUUACUUUCACAACCGCGGUUUUCGUGGGAGUUAAGCUUGAUGCAGGCACAGUUUUCACCACCACGACAAUUUUCAAGAUACUUCAAGAACCAAUCAGGACGUUUCCUCAGUCUAUGUUCUCGAAGAGUCAAAAAUGCGAUGGGAGUGUCGCUGUCAAAAUCAAAGAUGGAAGCUUUAGUUGGGAUGAUGAAGAUGAUGAGCCUGCGAUUGAAAACAUAAAUUUCGAGGUUAAGAAAGGAGAGCUCACGUUGAUUGUAGGGACCGUUGGAGCAGGGAGCUUCGGUUCGGGUUUGUGGGACAACGGAGCGCACACAUCGUGGAUUCAGAGAGUUUGGAGAUCAGGGAACGAGGAAUUAACCUUAGUGGAGGUCAGAAGCAGCUUGCUCGAGGGGUUUAACCUUAGUGGAUGA
Messenger RNA from Arabis nemorensis, 819 nucleotides. The record is from the annotation of a GenBank genome assembly. Lineage: Eukaryota; Viridiplantae; Streptophyta; Magnoliopsida; Brassicales; Brassicaceae.